ACCCUUCUCACAACCCAACAAACAGACUGCCAGUCAGGUGGCGGGUUACACAACAGCACAUUCAAACGGACUUUUAAACGUUUAUGGACAAAGUGAAAGCAAAAUUACUGAACAUCCCUUCAACAUUCUGCGAGCUCCGUCGUGCUCCCAAAUUAUCCAGAGACAUGAACAAAAAAAGAGCAAACUUCGCUAAUAAUCUCCACAGAGGAAGAGGACAUCGCGAUUUUUCGAGAGACAGGUUCAUGCCGAUUCCGUUUAAACGUAUGUACGGUCGACAGAGCCAUUUGGAGAGUGGGAGAAAGUUGUCCUAUGGUAGGCCUACUUUACACGCUGAACAGAUCCGGCCUUAUAACCAGCAUGAAUUACCAACAAACAGAGGUCAUGGCUCAAAUAUCAGUACACUUUUGAAUAUAAUUAUAAAGGAUCUCCAGCCUUUAAGGUCUGUGACAAGACUUCAUCUCACAAGGACUCUACAACCCUCCUUAGAUGGUCAUUUAAGUGCCUCGUGGAUCCGAAAUGAACUUCAGAACCUUUACAGGCAGAAGAGGGUGGAAGUACAGAAUGCAGUCAAUAAUGCAAGUAACCUUGCUCUCUCAGCUGAGCUGUGGAGCUCCAAUGAGAAGGUGUUUUACCUGACGGUGUCCUGUCACCUAAUCAGCGAAAACUGGAAGCUGAAAUCGUAUGUGCUAGAUACAGCUCAUUUACUCAUCAAGCAUACAGCAGAGAAUGCAGCAGAGCACCUUUUGAGAAUUUCAAACGAGUGGAACGUCACGGAGAAGACGCAGAUUGUGGUCACAAAUGUUGACAGCAUGAAGAAGGUCCAAAACAAUGGAUGCAGAUGGACCUACAUACCUUGUUUUGCUCAUACUUUGGAUAAAGUUUUUAGACAAACCAUACAGGAAACUGACUAUGAAUCUCUACUCAGGAAAUGUCAGCAAAUAGUUGCGUUUUUCCACCAAAGCGACGGAGCCUCGCAAAAUCUUCAGGGGUAUUGUGCUUCUCUCAAACUUCGGCAAAGUGAACUGACGCAAUCCUGUGGUCUAAAGUGGCUUGCUACUCUCCAUAUGCUGAAGAACAUCUUACAGCAGUGGGAAGCCAUUUUUCAGGUUUUCGUCGACAGACGAGUGGAUAAUCUUUUUCUGAAUGAGAAUGAAAGAAAAAUAAUUGAAAACUUUGUUGCAGUGCUGGAUAUUCUGAAGGACAUCACAGAGGAAGUAGGAAGUCAAGGGUUCAGUCCCAUCUCAAACAUCAUACCGCUUGUCCAAAAGCUGCAGGAGAGGCUGAGAAACCAAUGGAUGGUGGAGAACAGAAUAGCGAAGAAACUGUCAGAAAUAUGUGACUUUCAUAUCGGCAACAUCAAGAAAAUCCUUUGGUUUAGAGUUAGCACAGCAUUGGACCCACAAUGCAAAACCAGCGUUCUGCAGGACUCCGGCAUUGAAGAUAUCACAGCAGAAAUCAGGAAACAGAUCAAGGGAGAUACACAUUCUCCAGUGCACUGCAGCCAAGAAACUGAAAGUGAAGAGUCACUCUUUCAAAAGUACUGGAAAACAACAAACAUUUCAGCCAAUGCACUUGAAUUCUGGAAGACCAAUGAAGAGUUUAAAAAACUGGCAACAGUGGCCCGCAAGUACCUCACAGUGGUCUCCACUGCUAUUCCAGUGGAACGUGUGCACCAUCUGCAGGAGUCACGACUUGUCGACAAGAGAAGCUGUCUGGAGCCAGAAAAUGUCAAUAUGAUCCUGUUUUUAAACAGCAACCAAUGAAAACACAUUGUAUUGUAUAUACUUUGUCAGAAUGUCCAGCACUCUAAAUUUUUCAAAUACUGAGCCAAUUUAAAUGUUGAAAUGUUAAUAUCUGUUAUUUGAAGACAUAAACCUGUCUUUGAAUUAGGGCUGUCACGGUUCCUCAGUUUAAGUACUCGAUUUUACAAAAUCCUCGACUGCAAUUUCGCCCGUGUUGAGUAACCGGCAAAAUACCAGAAGUGGUGCAUUCCACAUACAAGAAUCCAUGACACACAUUAUUAGACAUUUUCCAAGGCUGCAUGAUAUAUUAAACCCAUUUAAAAAUCGUAAUAAAGAACAACGCCAUUGUGAAUUCACAAACGCUGUGAUUCAAUAAAACAAAUAUACGCGAUGCAGGUUUAAUAUAUGCACUUUACUUACAUGCGUGUAGGUUACAUACCUGCAUGCUGCUCCUCAUGAACAGUUAUCAUUGUGUGGAGCAUCUCAAACUCAGUCUCUGCAUAUUGCUGUGUGUUUGGGUUUAUUAUAACGUUCACCUGGAAUUGCAACAUGUGCCAUUUCAUCAGAAUUGUAAGGUAAAUGCAUUAGUAUCUUUCUCAAUGCUAACUGUUCAUCGAGGUUUCAAAAUAAAAGCUCAAAUCCUCAAUCUGAGUUUACAUGUUUUGAUGUCCACAUAUUCAAGAAAUUACAGUGGCUGUUGCAUUUCUGUUGUAAAUAAAUGUUUCUCAAGGUCUACACUCUAAAAAUCUCUUUAUUUAGGCGGGAGAUAAAAACAAAUAAACAUUUGGCUUGCUGCCUUCGUUAGUGUUGUAAAGAAAUGGCCAAAGAUUAAAUAUUAAGUGGGUAUUUGAAUAAAAUGUUGUUUAGUCAAUAUUAAUCGUCCUUAUUUGUUAUAACGCUUAAUGUACAUUAGUUCUAUUGUUUAUAAUACAUUUUGCAUUUUAACAGUUUUGUUCAAUAAAACCAUGAUUACUUGCUUUUGAUAAUUUGAAUGAAUUAUUAAUAUUGCCUCAUUGCUAUUAUAUAUGUAUUUUAAGUAAUUUUAAAGCCUGUUGUUUGCUUAGGCCUAUUUUACUACAAAAUUUAUUAUAAUUAUCAGAUUACUUGAUUAAUAGUCAGAAUAUAUGACAGAUUACUCAAUUACUACAAUAAUCGUCAAAGUGACAGCCCUACUAUGAA
Labeo rohita (rohu) is the source of this 2921-nucleotide messenger RNA. RefSeq names its product E3 SUMO-protein ligase ZBED1-like. The transcript is spliced from 4 exons. The record is from RefSeq and is a predicted model, not a curated record. Lineage: Eukaryota; Metazoa; Chordata; Actinopteri; Cypriniformes; Cyprinidae. Gene Ontology annotation, molecular function: protein dimerization activity. Bases 84 to 1763 code for a protein of 559 amino acids.